This is a messenger RNA of Biomphalaria glabrata, 1195 nucleotides long. RefSeq lists its product as uncharacterized. Lineage: Eukaryota; Metazoa; Mollusca; Gastropoda; Planorbidae. Gene Ontology annotation, molecular function: zinc ion binding. The record is from RefSeq and is a predicted model, not a curated record. Bases 52 to 375 code for a protein of 107 amino acids. The transcript has 2 exons.
AAGAGUUUAGCAGCUUACAACCAGUUCCUAGAUGGUUGGGUUCAAGAUAUUAUGGCUUUUAAACCACUAGCAAAGGUUCUUCACUCUCAGUGGUUAGCAGAAAAGGUACUGCAGCCCUGGAUAAGUCGAGAUGGUAUUAUUCUAUCAGCCCACUGUUCUUGUACAGUUGAACUUGGAGAGUCCUGCACUCAUGUGGCAGCCACUUUAUUUAUGCUGGAAGCCAACACCAGACUAAAAGAGAGUAAGACAGUUAGUUACAGGUUGUCAUCUUACUGGAAAAAUCCAUCAGAGCUUAAAAAAGUUUUGCCAACUAAGGUUUCUGAGAUUGACAUCACCUCAUUAAAAAACAAAAAGUUAAAUUUGAUUCUCUUGUGAACAACAUCACUUCUAAAAAUAAAAAUUUAAAGGCUAUUAAAUGCAAAGAAACUAUAAAGCUUAGUAUAAAUAUUUUUAAUUCAUUUAUUGAAAGUAAUGAGACAACACCUUGAGUUGUUAUUCCAAUCAGAUAUUUUACUAUGUUGUGCUUAUAGGAUGGCUGCCUGGUCGUGCGGUUUGCGCGCUGGACUGUUGUUCGGAUUUAUCGACGGUCGAGGGUUAAACCCUACCCGCUCCCAUCCCCCGUCGUCCUGCGGGAGGUUUGGACUAGGAAGUAAACUAUCUUCAAUUCUGAAGGAACAUCCGAAACAUGUAAAACAUUUUACAAAUAUUUUUUUACAGGAAGAAUAGGUUUGUGCCUGUGCUUUAAUGCUGCUAGGUCUUUCAAUGAAAAUUUCAAAACAGUCAUUUAUUACUGUCACCUUCCUGCCAUAAGUACUAAUAAUUUCUUUGGGCCUGAGACUCUCCUUAUUGGGCCAGAAAAUCAAAUCGGACAUGUUGACAUACAUAACAUCCAAAACAGUAUAUGAAUAUCUUAGAUGCAGUUGUGGGAUGAAUUUUGAACAUAUCAGCUAAUACAUACGCAGGUUUACCUAGAAUAUUUGAAAUAAUGUGUGUUAAAAAAAAUAUUUUUUGUACAUUCAUAAUUAUAGUAGUUAAAUUAAAUUAUAUAUAUAAUUAUAUAAUAAUUAUAAUAUAAUUAUAUAUAUAUAUGUAAAUGUGAGACAGUGCAUUUUUUUUUAUACCUGUAUUAUAUCCAAGCUAUCCAAUGAGAAAUAUUUAUAUAAUUUAAUAUAUAGAUAUAUUUAUUCAAAUCAUA